AUCAAUCAAAUAGCUCUGCUGAAAUCCCUCCUCUUUGAUUGAAGGCAAUUCAAUCCCUAGACCGCCUUCCUUCAACCCAUGAUUAGCGAUUUGCUUUUUGCCAAGGCGAUUAGCGACGUGGAGCCGAUACUAACAGUGACUAACAACAAAUUUAUUUUUUUUUUUUUUCAGUAAAAAAGAUUCUUAAAAAGCAUUCAACUCGAUGCACAAUGUGGUAAUUAAUGGUGACAAAGUAUCUAAUCUUAUAGUAACAGAAAAUUGAGUGAUGCCAGAGGGGGUUGGAAAACCUCAGAGGAGGAGGGGGUUUUGUUUUAGACAUUGAAAGGCGCAAAUUGAAGGAGUUGGGUGUAAUGGGUUUUGGUUGGUUUUGGCUUUUGGGGUAACUUCUGACGAUACCGAUUCUCAAGCUUCCUCCCAUGACCGCUUUUGCCGCUCACCCGGUCGUGUCAUGCAACCCUAUAUGAUGGGUAGGGUUAAGCUAAAGAUCAAGAAAUUGGAGAACACAAAUGGCCGUCAAGCGACUUAUGGCAAAAGGAAACAUGGCAUCAUGAAGAAGGCAAAGGAGUUGUCUAUUCUAUGUGACAUAGAUAUUAUCCUUCUCAUGUUCUCACCAACUGGCAAGCCUUCAAUAUGCAAAGGAAAACGGAGCAUUGAAGAAGUCAUUGCAAAAUUUGCUCAGUUAACACCUCAAGAAAGGGCAAAAAGGAAGUUAGAAAGCCUUGAAGCGCUGAAGAAAACUUUUAAGAAGUUGGACCAUGAUGUUAACAUACCUGAAUUUCUGGGCACAAGUUCUCAAACAGUAGAGGACCUGUCAAACCAAUCAAGGUUACUGCAGAAUCAACUUUCUGAAGCGCAUAAGAGAUUGAGCUAUUGGACUAAUCCAGAUAAGAUUAACAACAUAGAGCAUCUGGAUCAAUUGGAAAAUUCACUCAGGGAAUCACUUAAUCAACUUCGAGCUCAUAAGGAUUAUUUAGGAGAACAGCAACUUAUGUCGUUAGAAUGCAAUAAUCAGUUCCAAAAUGGGAUGCAUGUACCUUUCAGAGUUGGUGCUGAUCAGCAGGUCCCACCUAUGCCUUGGAUUCCAAAUAAUGACAGUCAACCAAUUGUGUUACCAGAAGAUCCAAAUCUCCUUCCCCAUAGGGAUGUCGAGUGUUCUGCAAGUUCCUCCUUUGGGAGUUAUUCUGGUUACUUUGGCACAGGAAAGAGUUCAGAACUAUCUAAUUCUAGUCAAGAAAAUGGUGUGAAUGGUCUUCUUAAUGAGUUAAAUGGAACUGCAUCACUGAGGCUGCAGUUGGCUGGGCAGUAUCCUUACUUGCCAAACAAUCUGAAUUUGCUGAAUGAUGAAAAAUUCCAACCUGCAGCAGAGAUGAACCUACAAGAAAGCCCUGUUGAUUUUCAUGUUAAUGGAAGUUUUGAAGCUCCUAAACCUGGAUAUGACACUACCCAUGGUAGUUGGGCUUCUUCAUCAGGGCCAUGUGCUGUUACCAUGUUUGACGAGCGUUUCUAUUCCCGGAAAGAUCAUCUGUAUGGGAGCAACAAUGAGGAAUAUUACAGAAUUUCCUGAGUGGUAGCUUCGUUUGGGCUCAUGGGAAGUGUGAUUGUCUCAUGAACUAGGAUAUCACACGAUCUUAAGCAACCAAACUGAGCGUGAUGGAUGAUCUUACUGUUUGGCAACUGAUGAAGUUGCUGGAGAGCUUGGCCGCAUUUAUGUGAAAUUGCGUAUCCCCACCAAAUGAAGCUUCUGAAUUUGCAAUAGAUUUUUAGCCAUGCAAAUGUGAGAAGCAGGCAAUGAGAUGCAUACAUAUAUAUGUUUGGCAUGAUAAAAGCAUAGAAAUGCCCCGAUGUUGGUUACUAGUUAGAAAGAGAAUUAUGCCUAAAUUGAGGCAUUACUUUUGUGAUACUACAGUUUCUUCUGUAUACAAACUACAUAAAUAUUAGGUUUUGCGAAGUUUUCUUGUUUUUGGUGACAAGGUCACACCUAUGGCAGCCAGAGUACUGCUUCCUUGUCCUCCCCAAGUGUGUCCUGAGAUGUAAAUUAUAAACCAUAUAUAGCAAUAACCAUAUAGAAAUUGUUGUAAGUCAAGAACUACAUUUAUGAAUUGAUUUUUUUUUUU
Molecule: messenger RNA, 2114 nt
Organism: Hevea brasiliensis (rubber tree)
Lineage: Eukaryota; Viridiplantae; Streptophyta; Magnoliopsida; Malpighiales; Euphorbiaceae
Product: agamous-like MADS-box protein AGL30
Exons: 13
Coding region: 449-1564 (371 amino acids)
Biological process (GO): positive regulation of transcription by RNA polymerase II
Molecular function (GO): RNA polymerase II cis-regulatory region sequence-specific DNA binding; protein dimerization activity; DNA-binding transcription factor activity, RNA polymerase II-specific
Source: RefSeq, a predicted model, not a curated record